GUCAUGUAAACUAUUCCUAAAACUCCCCUAUGCGAAACUAGACCGUUGCUACUAUCUAAAACCGUUCUCUCAACUCUACUUCUUCAUCAUCAGUUGCUAGCAGUCCUUUCCAGUUAUUGUCUCUUCUCCUUCUUCUUAUCAGCGAUACCCCUGCCAAGACCAAAGCCUCAAAUCUCUCUCACUAAACUUAACCAACCAUGACACUCACACUCCAAACAGCCAUUGACAAGAGCAAUCCGCUCGCAGAGGCCAUUAUCGUGCCAUCCAAGCCCAAGGCCCUCACCAUCAGCUACUCCAACCUCGAGGCCGACGUGUCCGCCUUCCAGCGCAAGCUCGCCGAUCUCGGCAUCACAAAAGCCGCGCCUGUUUCUAUCGCGCUCGUCAACUCGUACGAGUUCAUCGUCUCGUUCCUCGCUGCUUCGUGGCAGCGCGGUAUCGCGGCCCCUCUCAACCCGGCUUAUAAGCAGGAUGAGUUUGAGUUCUACAUCGAAGAUGUCAAGAGCGCCAUCGUGCUUGUUCCCAAGGGAGCUUGGGCUGCUGGUGCGGCCAGUGUGAAGGCUGCUAAGAAGUUUAACGCUGCUGUUGCCGAGUGUUAUUGGGAUGCUGCCAAGGGCGAAGUUGCGCUCGAUGUCAAGGACUAUGGCCUUCUCGAGGGCAAGAAGGAGAAGGUUCUCACAGCUGAGCCUGAUGAUGUUGCUCUCAUCCUUCACACCAGCGGCACUACUUCGCGGCCCAAGGUGGUCCCUCUCACUCACCGCAACCUGACCCGAACCAUGAACAACAUCAAGAACACAUACCAACUCACAUCCAAGGACCGAACCAUGCUGGUCAUGCCUCUGUUCCACGUCCACGGCCUUCUCUGCGGUCUCCUUGCUCCUCUCUUCACCGGUGGUUCUAUGGUCGUUCCCACCAAGUUCUCCGCCUCUGAGUUCUGGGUCGAUUUCAAUACCCACAAGGCCAACUGGUACACUGCCGUGCCUACGAUCCACCAGAUUCUUCUCAAGAACCCUCCUCCUAGCCCCAAGCCCGAGAUUCGCUUCAUCCGAUCAUGCUCCAGCCCUCUGUCACCCACCGUCUUCCAGCAACUUGAGGAGACUUACAACGCCCCCGUUCUCGAGGCUUAUGCCAUGACCGAGGCUGCUCAUCAGAUGACAUCCAACCCUCUCCCUCCUGCCAAGAGAAAGGCUGGAACUGUUGGUGUUGGUCAGGGCGUUGAGGUGAGGAUUCUCAAUGAGCAGGGCGAGGAGGUUCCUCAGGGCUUUGAGGGUGAGAUCUGCAUCAUUGGCGAGAAUGUCACCAAGGGAUAUCUCAACAACCCUUCCGCCAAUGCUUCUUCCUACCACAAGAACGGCUUCUUCCGAACAGGCGAUCAGGGCAAGAAGGAUGAGGACGGAUACAUCAUCAUCACCGGCCGUAUCAAGGAGCUUAUCAACAAGGGAGGUGAGAAGAUCAGCCCUAUUGAGCUGGACAAUGUCUUGACCCGUCACCCUAAGAUUGGUGAGGCUGUCAGCUUUGCUAUCCCUGACGAGGUGUACGGUCAGGAUAUUGGUGUUGCUGUUGUCCUCAAGAACGGCGAGAAGUUGACUACCGAGGAGCUCAAGGCUUGGGUCGCUGAGCGAUCUGCCAAGUUCAAGGUGCCCAAGAAGAUCUACUUCACCGAGAUCAUGCCCAAGACCGCAACUGGCAAGAUCCAGCGAAGAAUUGUUGCCGAGACCAUGAUGAGCGCGCCCAAGGCGAAGCUGUAGAUGUUGUGUUUGUUUCACAAUCGCGUUAGAUUCACAUUUAGAAGAUUACAGGAAGAGGGUUCUAGAAGAAGAAGUUGGAUAGAAAUUAUUUCCAAAACUGAGGAAGCAUCGCUAUUUAAAUGCGGCUAAAAUCGAUUUAUCCCACGGUGCCUAGCAUGUUUAUUCCCUGGCCAUGAUCGUGACCAAUGACCUCCGCCGUAUCCCCCUCGUUUAUAUGCCGUCCCGUAAGAUACCGACCAACUCCUCCAAAUUAAUCGCAUAAUAUCCGGUAUCUUUUUCCCUUAAUCGUAGUGUCCAUCAUGGUCUGCAACCUCGAUGAUAUCAUCGUCGUCGUUGAUGUACAACCGACUAUCGUUCCUCUUCAGCCCGGGCUUCUCAGCACCCGGCGCCUGGACCUUUCUGUUGGUCACGGUGUGUCGCUCAACCCAAGCUGCUGUGCCAUCGGCUGCCUCCCAUCGCAGUGGUGACUUGGUGAGUGAGUCCUUGACGUCUCCGUCUGCGGGCUUGGCGCUCGCAGGGUCAACGCCAGCUUCUUGUGCUGUGUGGAGUAGAGCAGCGUUGGCGUCUUGAAGAUCGAGGAAUACAGAGGUGACUGUGGUGUUGGACUCUGUGUCGCGCUGGAGCAGGAUGUAGACUGAGGGAGCCAUGAUGGGUUGGUUCCGCAGUUUGUAUGGGGAUGUGAGGUAGGUGUGGUUUUCAGGUAGAAUGUAUGGCAUAGGUAGGUUGUUGUGUGAUUUUGUGUGUAAUAGUUUA
Messenger RNA from Fusarium verticillioides 7600, 2498 nucleotides. RefSeq lists its product as hypothetical. The transcript has 5 exons. Gene Ontology annotation, molecular function: medium-chain fatty acid-CoA ligase activity. NCBI's taxonomy places the organism in Eukaryota, Fungi, Ascomycota, Sordariomycetes, Hypocreales, Nectriaceae. The coding region runs from base 198 to 1745 and encodes 515 amino acids. The record is from RefSeq and is a predicted model, not a curated record. Gene Ontology annotation, biological process: fatty acid metabolic process.